UUUUUUUCUUUCUCUCUUUUGAUAUUUAGUUAUGAGUUAUAACAAUCAACAUUUUUUUCCUCCUCUUGUUCUGGAACCAAAAAACGAUACCCGUUCAAAUUCACCAAUGCAAAUGAAUGAACCUUUAAAAAGUAGUAGGAAUAUCCAUAAAGACCUAUUUUAAUCUUUGCAUAGAUUAUUUACCCACACGACAAUUGCCUUCUCUUGAUUCACUUCAACAGCAACAGCAAGAGGAUUAUGUUCGAAUCAAGUUUUCGGGUAUGUCCGUUGGUGUUGCACCAAAUUCAAUACAAGAACGUGCUCUUUCCAGCGAAUAUCUUCAGCCAACGGAAUAUAUGCGCCCAAACCAGCCAUUGCUAAGAAGAGCCGUGCUCCAGCAACAGCAAUAUGGUCCUCAUCGUCGUCAUUCAAUAGCUAAUAUGGACUUGGAUACUAAUCAUCAUAGACGAUACGAAUUCUCUUCUUCUGUCCUUCCUCUUCCACCACCACCACCUCCUGUUCUAUCUACGGGUCAUUAUUCAGCUCCUUCUAGUCCACCCACAGUACAAAACCGAUUAGCAAAACCAUAUCAACGUCCGCCUUAUACAAAAAAGAGUGCCAUUUAUCAAGAAGAAGAACAUUUAUUACGUAAUAUGCGUCGUCAUUCUUCAGCUUAUCAACAAGAUAAAGACAUUGCCGAAAAAAGACGUCUGUCACUUUAUUCUGUCAUGCCUUCAGGGAAAAGUGAUGAAGAUAUUGAAGAAGAUGAAGAUGAUGAAUAUCAUAAAAAGAAGACAGAAGAAACAGAAGGGUUUUAUUCUAGAAGUCCUGAACUUCGUAUUAGUCACAAAUUAGCUGAAAGAAAGAGAAGAAAAGAAAUGAAAGAGUUGUUUGAUGAAUUAAAAAAUGUUCUUCCAGUAGACAAGUCAAUAAAGACAAGUAAAUGGGAAAUUUUGACAAAAGCUGUCGAAUAUAUUAGUGUGUUAAGAAACAGAGAUUAUAAUAUGGAGCAAGAAUUAAUGGCAUUAAAGCAAGAACUUGAAUCAGUAAAAAAUUCUUAGUUGCAACAUCCUAAUUCGGAAAAUGAACAUUUAAAUCUGAACAAAUCCGGACCAUAGCAUUAAAAAAAAAGGAAAGCAUAAUAAAGCAAAAAGACACGGACGAAUGAAUAGAUACAUACACGCAAUGAUAUACAUUCAUUUCUUCUAAAUUUAACAUAGUGAUAGAAGCAAGAACCAAAGAAGAAGAAGAAAAACUAAAGCUAAAGAAGUGUAACUUCACUUACACGUGUCAAAAUAUACAUAUAAAUAUAUAAAAAUGUGGUGUGUGUGUGUGUG
Messenger RNA from Gilbertella persicaria, 1316 nucleotides. RefSeq lists its product as uncharacterized. Gene Ontology annotation, cellular component: RNA polymerase II transcription regulator complex. Gene Ontology annotation, biological process: positive regulation of transcription by RNA polymerase II. The coding region runs from base 261 to 1040 and encodes 259 amino acids. The transcript is spliced from 4 exons. Gene Ontology annotation, molecular function: DNA-binding transcription factor activity; protein dimerization activity. The record is from RefSeq and is a predicted model, not a curated record. Lineage: Eukaryota; Fungi; Mucoromycota; Mucoromycetes; Mucorales; Choanephoraceae.